This is a messenger RNA of Limanda limanda (common dab), 5616 nucleotides long. RefSeq names its product nuclear receptor binding SET domain protein 3 (gene nsd3). Gene Ontology annotation, cellular component: nucleus; chromatin. Gene Ontology annotation, molecular function: protein binding; histone H3K36 methyltransferase activity. The record is from RefSeq and is a predicted model, not a curated record. Gene Ontology annotation, biological process: regulation of DNA-templated transcription. The transcript has 26 exons. The coding region runs from base 174 to 5024 and encodes 1616 amino acids. Lineage: Eukaryota; Metazoa; Chordata; Actinopteri; Pleuronectiformes; Pleuronectidae.
GGCCUGCUCUUAACCCACUAUCACAGGAUUAUUUUUCUGUUCUUUCCCUCCUUUUCUUUGCCCCCCCCCCAGAUUAAACGAGGAGACGUCGCUGGCUGGUGUAUGUGUUUAGAAUGGGACACGCUGAAGGUCCAGUCAAAGAAAAAGACAGUUAAGGAUGCAGGAGCCCAACAAUGGAUUUCUCCUUCUCUUUCAUGCAAGGGAUCAUGGGAAAUACAAUUCAGCAACCCCCUCAGCUCAUUGACUCAGCCAACAUCAGACAGGAAGGCACCUGCGACACCGGCAGUGACCCGGGCGAGGAUGGUGGUCCCUCCUAUGAUGCUGCCCUGGAUGCAGAGUUCUCCUACCCGCCGUCAGCCUCGGAGGACAUGCAGCAGGUCUCUAAUGGCUUCCCGCCUGGCCUGGGCAUAUACGAGCCGCAGGCCAAGUUUUCCAUGUACUCGCAGUUCCCCAACGGCUCGGCGAAUGGCUACGGGGCCAUACGGAGCUAUGGAGACCACGUCCUCCUGCCCGGGGAGGGGACUGUCCUGAGAGGCCCAGGUCUCCAGGAGAGGCCUUUGUCUCCUGUGUCUCCGCCGCUGCCCACACAUCACCCGCACCUCCUCCACCACCACCAUCAUCUCCCCCAUCAUCAUCAGCACCACGCACACCAUUUCCACUCGAACCCACCUCACAUACAAACACUCCCGCACCGACAGAGUCCCCCGCCACCGCCACUGCCCUUACAGCACCACCUGUCCCAGACGCCUCACAUCAUGACCCACACUCUCCCCCCUCCCCCUCCAUUACACCUGCCUUCCUCCAGUCCUCCCCCCUCUCUUGUGGACAGUACCCCCUCAUCUCAGCCCACCCACACCCCGUCCAACACCCCUGGUGGGGUGUUGAUGAAAACCAGCUCUCCAGAGAUCAAGCUAAAGAUCAUAAAGACGUAUCAGAACGGAAAAGAGCUGUUCGAAUCUGCGCUGUGUGGAGACCUACUGCAAGAGCUGCAGAGCGACUCUCAGAGGAACGAUUCUACUCCGAUGCAGCGCAGACAUGAGAGGAAGAAGGAGAAGCGGAAAAAGAGUGCAAGGCUGCAGCUGCAGGUCCAGGAACAGAGCCUGGACGAGAGCCAAACACAGGCAGGUACCACGGACCAGACAGAGGACACCCACGUCCAACCCCCGCCGAGAGAAACCCCCCCAGCCCUGACAAAGAAGCCUCAGAAGACGGUUAUCAAAACUGAGCCAAAGACUCCGAAGGUUCCGAAGGUACAUCAUCCAUCAGUAAUCCAAGAGACGGGCUUCUGUAAGGAGUUUCUGAUAGGAGAUCUGGUGUGGUCCAAAGUGGGCACCUACCCCUGGUGGCCCUGCAUGAUCUCAUCUGACCCACAGAUGAAGGUCCACACUCGCAUCAACACCAGGGGUCACAGGGAGUAUCACGUCCAAUUCUUUGGCAGUGUCGCCGAGCGAGCGUGGAUCCAUGAGAAGAGGAUCGUCAUGUACCAAGGGAAGCAACAAUUUGAGGAACUUCAGGCUGAUACUCUGCGCAAGACCACAAACCUUGUAGAGAAAAGUAAACUUCUGAAGCCUAUCCCUCAGCGGGAGCGUUCUCAGUGGGAGGUAGGUGUGGGCCACGCCGAGGAUGCCUUCCUGAUGACGCGGCAGGCGCGAAUUGACACCUACACCUUCAUCUAUGUUGACCCCGAUCCCAGUGAAGGCCCGUCAAGCAGGAAACCCACUGUCAGGGCAGAGAAACGAAAUCGGCGCUCGAGCGGCUCAAUCAGUAAGAAGGAAGGAGGAGGAGUGAAGUCACCAGACAGAGAGCAGCCACCGAGAAGGCAGCUGCCGCGCAGACAGUGUAGUGUUUCAAACACAGAUGACAACACAAACUCCCAGGCCUCAAAUGAAGAGAAGAACCAGAGGGGGGACCAGCGUAUAUCCAGCUCCCCGAAACAGAACGCUGAUUGUGAUGCACAGACACGGCAGGACUCUCCGCCUCCAGUUCGGGCCUGGAAAACAGCAGCGGCCCGAAAGCUGCUGCCUCUUUCGAUCACCAUGAAGAGGCUGAAUGUGGAGAUCACAAAGUGUGACUGGCCUCUCUUGCAGAAAAAAGCCGUUCCAUCCCCAAAAAGAGACAACGAAGAGGAGAAGGAGGAGAGAGUGGAGAGGGAGGCCAGGCAGCCCGACCUGGGAUACUGCUCUCCUGAGGACAGCAGAGCUAAACCUGAGCCGAGUCCAGAGGAAGAGGAAGACGGAGACGAAGGGGAGGAAGAGGGAGAAGGAGAAGGAGAAGGAGAAGGCGAGGAGGAGAGGAGAGGUUCCCCAGCCAGCCGGAGGAGUGAGGAGGGAGGAAUGCAGCAGACCUCCUCUCCUGGGUCCCACCACAGUAGUCCACAUGGUUCUCAGGAGAGGAAGCUGCAGCGACGGUCCGUGAGGAGCAGGUCUGAGUCAGAGAGGGGCGGUGAUCCCGUCCCCAAGAAGAAGACCAAAAAGGAACAGGCGGAGAUGGCUCCUGAAACCACACUUAGGACAGGUUCACAGAAAGGAGCCAGCGAGAUCUCUGAUGCCUGCAAGCCCCUCAAGAAGCGAAGCAGAGCGUCGACAGAUGUGGAGAUGGCUUCAUCUCAGUACAGAGACACCUCUGAUUCCGACUCCAGAGGUCUCAAUGAUCCGCAGGGUUUAUUUGGGAAGAGUCUCGAUAGUCCGGCAGCAGCAGAUGCAGACGCCUCAGAUACUCAGUCUGUAGACUCCGGGUUAUCUCGUCAGGACAGCAGCACCGGCAAGAGAGACACUGUCUGCCAGAUCUGCGAGGUGUAUGGAGAAGGUUUGGUGGUGUGUGAAGGUGACUGCAGCAGACAGUUUCACCUGGAGUGUCUCGGCCUGACGUCCCUUCCCGAAGGCAGAUUCACGUGUUUGGAAUGUAGGAACGGCAAUCAUCUGUGUUUCAGCUGUAAAACAGCAGGCCAGGAGGUGACGCGGUGCUCUGUGUUGGGAUGCGGUUGUUUCUACCACGAGGAUUGUGUCCGUAAACUCCCGGGCACCACCAGCAGUCCAGGCGGAGGCUUCUGCUGCCCACAGCAUAGUUGCUCUACCUGCUGCCUGGAGAGGGACGUGCAGAGAGCUAGUAAAGGUCGUCUGAUGCGUUGCAUACGCUGUCCGUCGGCCUAUCACACGGGAGACAGCUGCGUGGCAGCAGGUAGCGUCGCUCUCACCCAUCACAUCAUGAUCUGCAGCAGCCACGGCAGCGCCAAGAGAAACGGCCUCCUCACCUCACCUGUCAACGUGGGCUGGUGCUUCCUGUGUGCCCGAGGGCUGUUAGUGCAAGACCUUACUGACCACAUAUUAAGUUCAUAUGCCUAUAAGUCCCACUACCUUCUGACUGAGUCAAAUCGUGCUGAGUUGAAAUUACCUAUGAUUCCCUCUCCUUCGUCAGCUACCAAAAAGAAUGUUGGGAAAGGAGGCAAGUUGCUGUGCUGCGACUCUUGCCCAGCUUCCUUCCACCCGGAGUGUUUGGAGAUCGAGACGCCGGAGGGAGCGUGGUCCUGCAGUGAUUGCAGGGCAGGGAAGAAACCUCACUACAAACAAAUUGUCUGGGUUAAGCUCGGCAACUACAGGUGGUGGCCUGCAGAAAUCUGCAAUCCUCGCUUGGUGCCAUCAAACAUCCAGAGCCUGCGCCACGAUAUUGGUGACUUCCCCGUCUUCUUCUUUGGCUCCCACGACUACUACUGGAUCAACCAGGGCCGCGUCUUCCCCUACGUGGAGAAUGACAAGAACUUUGUCUCUGGUCAGAUCAACAUCAACAAAACCUUCAAGAAAGCUCUGGAAGAAGCAGCUCGGCGGUUUCAGGAGCUCAAGGCACAGAGGGAGAGCAGGGAGGCUUUAGAGCAAGAACGCAACUCUCGCAAACCUCCACCAUACAAAUGUAUCAAGUCCAACAAACCAGUGGGGAAAGUGCAGGUGCACGUAGCUGACCUGUCAGAAAUCCCACGAUGCAACUGUAGACCAACAGAUGAGCAUCCUUGCAGUCUUGAUUCCCAGUGUCUCAACCGCAUGCUGCAGUACGAGUGUCAUCCACAGGUGUGUCCUGCAGGAGACAACUGUGAGAACCAGUGUUUCACGAAGCGGCUGUAUGCAGAGACAGAAGUGAUCAAGACGGACGGCCGUGGCUGGGGCCUCAGGGCGAACCAGGCUCUCAGGAAGGGUGACUUAGUGACAGAGUACGUGGGGGAGGUGAUAGACUCAGAGGAGUGCCAGCAGCGAAUCAAACGUGCCCAUGAAAAUCACGUGAGCAACUUCUACAUGCUCACCCUCACCAAGGAUCGCGUGAUCGACGCCGGCCCAAAGGGGAACUCAGCCCGGUUUAUGAACCACAGCUGCAGCCCGAACUGUGAAACCCAGAAGUGGACGGUGAGCGGGGACGUUCACAUCGGACUCUUCACACUUUGUGAUGUAGAUGCUGGCACAGAGCUGACGUUCAACUACAACCUGCACUGUGUGGGCAACAGGAGGACGUCCUGUCACUGUGGAUCAGACAACUGCUCUGGAUUCUUGGGGGUGCAGCCAACGAGUGCCGUGGUGAUGGAAAAAGAGGAGAAGGCCAGGAACGCCAAGUUGAAGCCGAAGAAGCGGAAGCUGCGGCUGGAGGGAAAACACACACACGAGUACUUCUGUUUUUGUUGUGGAGAAGGAGGCGAGCUGGUGAUGUGUGACAGAAAGGACUGUCCCAAAUCGUACCACCUGCUGUGUCUCAACCUCACCAAGCCGCCAUAUGGACGCUGGGAAUGUCCUUGGCAUGACUGCAGUGUUUGUGGCGCGUCAGCCUCGUCACUCUGUGAUUUCUGCCCUCGCUCAUUCUGCCGGGACCACGAGGCCGGGGCGUUCACCGCCUCUUCCCUGGAAGGCCGCCCCUGUUGCUCCAGUCACAACCCCCUCAGUCCCUUGGGCUCCAGCUCCAACUCUACCCAGCAGCGCCACUCUGCUUUGAGCCCCAUCAGGGUCAAAGAGGAACCAGAGCCAGAGACGGGCCUACAGUCCGCAGAGUGACGCCGCGCCUCCUUCAAUACCUCAUCCCUGUAAACGUGCGCUCUUGUUGGCCUCCUGCGCUCCGGUCCACCGAAGCCACGCACUCCACAAGGGAACACGGUGCUUUUAGACCAGUAUGACGGCUGCUGUUCAGCGUCGAGACACACCGAUGAACACUGUAGAGUGACUGGAGUGUCGGCAUAGGAAGCACCUAGGAAUCAUUGUGCGCCAUUUUCCCUUCUCUCUUGCCAUAAAGCACCACCGAUAACACUCUUCCCAGCACGCUUGCGUCCAUCGGAGGGCCCAGACCACCACUUCGUUGCGUUUCCCUUUUCUUUUCUCUUAUUUUUUACAGCUGUGGAAUUUUUAAGUGUUGUCACGUCGUCAGUUUCCGGCACUUUGAAGAACUCAUCGAGUGAGGUGGAGGGAGGUGUGAGGUGGAACCUCUCCACCACCACGCUGCUCAUCUCCUCGUCUACCUGCUGUUCGCUGUGGUCGGCAUCUCAAACACAAGAUGGCUUCACGGAAACGAGCCACCGGCCUUUUGUCCAUCUCUCCCUGACGUGGUCUGUCGUCACAUUUUAUCUCUUCUUCUUCUACUGGCAGAAAAGGA